GUCAAAAGGCCAGCUGUUUUCCGUACCAGUGCUUUGUUUAUUUUCAAUUUGGAAGAAAAUACACCAAUCGUUUAUCGCUCACAUCCGAGAAAAUGGGACUUCCUGAUUUACCGGGCCAGCCGGAAGACGAUAGCGCCUUUACGAUGGACGAAAACAAUACCGUACACCUGGAACCCUUGAGCGAAGAUGAAAGUGACAACGAAUCCAUGGAUGCGAACGGCUAUGCCGGCUAUCAACCAUUGAACAUGGACGAACUAAAUCACCCAAAUCGGAGGCCGUCCCUAAUGGAGGAUGAAGCGGAGUCGGGUGUCGGGGAGGGAGAAUCAGUCGGGUUGGAUGUAGCGAAUAACAGCAUCAAUGCAGAUUUUCUCAACGUAGACGUCUGGAAUGCACCACGGCCCAAUGAGUUAAACAUCGAGCUGGAUUCUUCUAAAGCCGCUGAGAUAGUGAACGUGAUGGCCGGCAUAAAACUGCCCACCACAGCCGUGCCGGAGUGGGCCCGCGGAGUGCCGGAAGAAGAAUGGAAGGAAAAUUUACUACAGCGAAUUCGCCAACGACAGCAAACGGAUGUUGACGAUGGAUGUAGCACCUCCUUCACGGUGGGAAGCAGUUGCCCGACGAUACCCAAUAGCAGUAGUAGUAGUAGUAGCGCUGGUGGUGAUGGUAGUAGUUCAAGUACUAGGACGUGAUUUAUACGCCAUACAUACGAUUCAUGCCAAUAAUAGCGUCAGCUUUCAUUCCCACGUUCCUCCUCACCCCCCAAUUCCAUGCCACGGAUCUCACACAGCAACGGCAUUGAUGCUUGAUGGUAAUGUUUAAAAAAAUGGUGAAUUGAAUUGGCUCAACCACCUUCUUCUAUUUCCACGUUGCAUCCUCGAAUCCUUCUUUGAAUACAAUAAAGCGCACAGCGGGUUCACAUUGGCCCGGCAAGCCGGCAAAGGAGUUGUUGUUCUAUUUAACGAUUUAUUUUAUGCGAAACAUGAAUGCCACAAACUUCCAAUUCCAGGAGAGGCGGAACGUACAGUGUAGCAUAAUGGCACGCGGUUCACUGCGCGCUGGAACUCGGCAUAUGCGCCCGUGCGAUCACCAGGCCAGACCUUUGCCACAUUUGUACCGUUUAGUCGGCAGGCAUGCCGUGCAUUUGCAUUUCCGUUGCACUUCCGCCUUGCGCGUGUCCGCUACUGGGAAGGGGGUAAAAGCAAAUUCCAUUCACACGAAUCCCAAAGGAAAAAGGUGAAUGUCGUCGUACAGUGCGAGCACGUUUCAUAAAGUCUGACCCGACCCGAGUGGCCAAAUUUUCCCUAAUGCUAACGCUUUAUCCGGCAUGCAUGCAAGGGAAAAUGAACUUUUAAAAUAACACAAAAAUGUUCACACGUAAUUUAACAUAUCCGCGCGCGUGCCCGCCGUUGGAAUUCGCCCGCCGCCGUAUGCCGGCUCUAUAUGUGCAAGUCACUCGAAGGGAGGGGGGGGGGAGGACUGGGAUUAAGUGCGACCGCGCUGAUUGCUAUGCUCGAUAGAGUGUAAUCGUCCGGUACCGGUGUAGUGCCGGACCAGGACCGUACCGUAGGCGCAUGCAUGCAAUGUGUGGCGGCGCUAAUUGAAUACACGUUGAUACACCC
Molecule: messenger RNA, 1619 nt
Organism: Anopheles merus
Lineage: Eukaryota; Metazoa; Arthropoda; Insecta; Diptera; Culicidae
Product: male-enhanced antigen 1
Exons: 3
Coding region: 93-689 (198 amino acids)
Biological process (GO): spermatogenesis
Source: RefSeq, a predicted model, not a curated record